AUGCUUCGAAUAAAAAACGACCUCUCAGCAUCAGUCGUUCUUGCACAACAACAAAUAAAUUAUGUGCCUUUGAAACGAGUGCUUGUUGAAUCAAAAAUUCGUGCAUUCGCUGCUGACGUGACGAUUACGCAAAUAUUUCGAAAUGACGAAGCAACACCAAUUGAAGCGAUCUAUUGCUUUCCAAUUGAAGAACAAGCAGCAAUCUACACAUUCAAAGUUCAAAUUAAUGAUCGAGAAAUUAGCGCUCAGUUAAAAGAGAAGAAAGAAGCACAACAAGAAUAUAAAAAUGCAUUGCAAGAUGGUUAUGGAGCUUAUUUAUUCGAACAAGAUGAAAAAUCGCAAGACAAUUUUAUCAUUAAUGUCGGCGCUUUACCACCAUCACAAGAAUGUACAAUUACUAUUGGUUACAUAACAGAAUUGAAUCUUGUUCAAGGAUCAAUAAUUCGAUUUGUUGUGCCCACAACAAUUGCACCACGUUAUAAUCCUGACAAAGGCGGACUUGCGUCGCCAGCCAAUACUACAUCUAAAUAUGUCCAGUCGAGUCCAUAUACCAUUGAUUUUCGUUGCCAUAUUGAAAAGACGCUUGGCUCUCGAACAGAACAAAUUACUCGAGUUAGCUCAUCGUCACAUCCAAUUGAAAUUGAUCUUGUUCAGCAAGAUGCUUAUAUUGUAACAUUUACACAACAAAAUACUCAUUUAGAUCGAGAUAUCCUAAUUAAUAUUGAACUUUCCAGUCAACGAAGUAGCACUAUUAUGGCUGUUGAACCUGGUGCAAUAAUGGCUGCAUUCGUUCCUACCGAAGAAGAAUGUCAUCAAGCAUCAAAAAAUGAUUUAACAAAUGAAUUUAUUUUUGUUGUCGAUUGUAGUGGAUCGAUGCAGGAUGAAAGCAAAAUUGGAUUGGCUCGACAAGCAAUGUUACUCUUCCUCAAAAGUUUACCUGUUGAUUGUCAUUUCAAUAUCAUUCGAUUUGGCUCUGAAUACAAAACUCUAUUCAAUGAGAACACGGUAGUUUAUAACGAAACCAAUGCACAACAAGCCGAACAAUUUAUUGAACGAUUGCAAGCAGAUCUCGGUGGCACUGAAUUGUUAGGACCUAUGCGAUGGAUUGCACAACAUUCGCCUGGUCAAGGUUGUGCUCGCCAAGUAUUUCUUUUGACAGAUGGUGAAAUUUCUAACGUAACAGAAGUACUUGAUCUAUGUCGUUCAAUGGCCACAUCGACUCGCAUAUUUUCAUUUGGCCUAGGACAAUCCCCAAGUCGAUCAUUAGUAAAAGGUCUCGCUCGUGCAACCAAUGGUCGAUUUGUUUUCAUUCCACCAAAUGCCAGUGUUGAUCUAUACGUUGGAGAACAAUUACAAAAAGCACUUCAACCAUGUAUUACCAAUGUGCACGCUAAAUGGAACCUUGGAGUUUCAUUUCAGAGUGCGCCAACUUACCUACCACCAGUCUAUGCCAACGAUCGUCUGAUUAUCUACGCACUGGUCGACGAUAAAACUAUUCCUUUUGAUCAUAAUUCAUCUGUCGAAUUACAAUCCGAGUGUGAUCAUCGUUCGUUAGGUGUAGCCAAAGUUGAUCAUAUUCCAUCUGUGAGUGACAACGAAACAAUCGCUCGUUUGGCAGCUAAAGCGCUCAUUCUCGAAUUACAACAUGCUAAGUUACCGUCAUCGAAUACGAAAAAAAUGGAAAUUGGUUCGAAGCAACUGCGAUUUCAAGAACCGAUGGAAACAUCAUCAGAAGAGACAACUAAACAACGUAUUAUUGCAUUAUCAUUGAAAUAUAAUAUUUUGAGUCCUUAUACGGCAUUUGUCGGAGUUGAAAAACAAAUAAAUGUAAAUAAUACGAACAUGGUUCUUCGUGAAGUACCUAUCCAAAUUUCUGCUGAUGAUCAACAUCUACAGAGAUCCAUGCAGGCAUCUUUUGGUACGGGUCGAGGUCGUGGCGGAUUAGGACUUGGUGCUAGAGGCGCUUGUCGACAUCGAAAGAUUUUAUCCAACACUUCUGGCAGUCGCAAUACUACAUCAUUAAGCACACCUCAACAAAUAAUGUGUAAUGGUUCCGAGUAUAAAGAUAAACUUCGGUCAAGCACGCUUAAAAAACGAAUUUCUCAACAAAAAGGCCUUCGCGUGGAUGAAGAUGAUCAGGACAAUGUUCCCUCUGGCUCCAUGCUCAAGAAGAAGAAGAAGAAAGAAGACGAGUCUAUGGAAAAAGAAAUAUGGCCAUCGAAUGAUCAUGAUAUUGUUCGACUUUUAAUCAACAAUCAAAACUUUGAUGGUCUUUGGGAUCUUGAUUCACAGGCUAUUAAGAACUUGACUGGAAAGACACUUGAUGAGUUUUCUCACGAAAAUAAUCAAAUCGAUCAACAAGUUCUCAUCUCGAUUAUUGUCAUCGCUGUGCUUGAAGUUCGCUUUGGGUUAUUAGCAGUGAUGUGGCAUGGUAUUAUUCAAAAGGCUCGCAAGCGUCUCAUCAAUUUACUUGGAAAAGACCCGAAAUAUCUUGAGCAACUUCUUGGAAAUAUUCGUAAACAAUUUUAA
Adineta ricciae is the source of this 2529-nucleotide messenger RNA. Lineage: Eukaryota; Metazoa; Rotifera; Eurotatoria; Adinetida; Adinetidae. The record is from the annotation of a GenBank genome assembly.